Molecule: messenger RNA, 1056 nt
Organism: Aureobasidium melanogenum CBS 110374
Lineage: Eukaryota; Fungi; Ascomycota; Dothideomycetes; Dothideales; Saccotheciaceae
Product: NAD(P)-binding protein
Exons: 3
Coding region: 1-1056 (351 amino acids)
Source: RefSeq, a predicted model, not a curated record
AUGCGCGCCCCAGGCUCUUACUUUCCCAUCUUCCAAUCUCCAGACAGCAUGCCAGAUCUACAAGGCAGGACUGCUAUCAUUACGGGAGGUGCAUGCGGGAUUGGCAGCGAAAUUGCUCGAGCCCUCGUCAUCCACAAAUGCCGAGUCAUAAUGGUGAAUGUUCACGAGAAGCAAAGCAAAGAAACGAUCUUCACUGUCCGCGAUGAGGUUGGCUCAGACGCUGCUCUUGAUUAUCGAUACUGCGAUAUGACGGACCUUAUCCAAGUACAAGAAGUCUUCUCUGCCCUCUGCGAUGAGCUUCCUCGGCUGGACUUGUGUAUAUUCGGCUCAGGAAUCGACCAGGCUCACUUCAAAACCGAUCUCCACUGCAUUGAUGCUUACUUUGGUAUGAUGUGGCUGGGUCACUUCUACGCCAGCAAUCUUCUCUGGCCCCUACUUCGCAAAACUUCCAGAAUACCCAAUACACCAGCCCCUCGUGUCCUUUUCGAAGCCCCAGGACAACAACGCCUACCAAGCAUUUCCGACGACUCAUCCAGUGACGAAGAAGAUCAACACCGCUCUGCUUACGAUGCAGAAGUUUGUUCUGAGAUUUUCCGUCGCUCGAAAACUAGCUUGCUCCUUGGUGUCAGGCAUGGCCUUGCUGAGCGCAUUGUCAAGCGCCACCAUGACAACAUUUACGCACUCGCCGUGCAACCAUCAAGGAACUUGGCAGACGCAGGCAGCCAAUAUAGAAGGGAUAGCCAUUGGCAACCUUCAGAUCUCUGCGAUCACAUUCUGGACACUCUUUCCAAGGAUACCAAAUUCGCGGUACGCAGCAGCUCGCGCAUCGUUCUCUACGCAGCCACAUCACCCGACGUCGAGAACAAGUACUUGAAUGGCGCGUACCUAGUCGACGUUGGCGUCCCCGGACGAGAGAAAGAUCUAGCCGCUGAUCCUUCGUUGGGUCCUGGUUUCUGGGAUAUUAGCGAGAGAGCUAUCAAGGCGGUAGUCGGCAAGGAUGCCAUGAUGCCUUGGGACCACGAUUGGGUCAAGUCACCAAAAGACGUGGCUGCAUAA